This is a messenger RNA of Trichoderma aggressivum f. europaeum, 2874 nucleotides long. RefSeq lists its product as uncharacterized. Gene Ontology annotation, molecular function: RNA binding. Gene Ontology annotation, cellular component: mRNA cleavage and polyadenylation specificity factor complex. Bases 1 to 2874 code for a protein of 957 amino acids. The record is from RefSeq and is a predicted model, not a curated record. The transcript is spliced from 2 exons. Gene Ontology annotation, biological process: mRNA 3'-end processing by stem-loop binding and cleavage. NCBI's taxonomy places the organism in Eukaryota, Fungi, Ascomycota, Sordariomycetes, Hypocreales, Hypocreaceae.
AUGUUCACCUUCUGCCCGCUCCAGGGCGCUCUCUCGGAGUCGCUCGCGUCGCAAUCUCUCCUGGAGCUCGAUGGAGGGGUGAAAGUGCUUGUUGACAUGGGAUGGGACGAGUUGUUUAGCAGCGAUAAGCUCGAGGAGCUGGAAAAACAGGUUCCCACCCUCUCGCUGAUUCUCCUCACACAUGCCACGGUGUCGCAUCUUGCCGCAUAUGCCCACUGCUGCAAGAACAUCGCUCUCUUCACUCGCAUCCCCGUCUAUGCGACUCGACCCGUCAUCGAUCUCGGCCGAACGCUCACCCAAGACCUCUACUCUUCUACUCCCGCUGCCGCCACGACGAUUCGCCAGAGCUCGCUCUCCGAGACGGCAUACGCAUACUCACAAACCGUCACGACGGCCCAGAACCUGCUUCUGCAGUCCCCUACACCCGAAGAAAUUGCUCGAUUCUUUUCUCUCAUCCAGCCGCUCAAAUACUCACAACCCCAUCAACCUCUCUCAUCGCCGUUUUCUCCUCCGCUGAAUGGGCUGACCAUUACCGCGUACAACUCUGGCCACACCCUCGGUGGCACGAUAUGGCACAUCCAGCACGGGCUGGAAUCCAUUGUUUAUGCAGUCGACUGGAAUCAAGCACGUGAGAAUGUGUUUGCUGGAGCUGCUUGGCUUGGUGGUGCCGGAGGUGGCGGUGCAGAAGUCAUUGAGCAGCUGCGCAAGCCUACAGCUUUGAUCUGCAGCUCUCGUGGUGCGGAUAAAACCGCGCAGGCCGGUGGUCGUGCGAAGCGAGACGAACAGCUGAUCGAAAUGAUCAAGACGUGUGUUAGUCGAGGCGGCACGGUUCUCAUCCCCGUAGACUCAAGCGCCAGAGUUUUGGAGAUUUCCUAUCUCCUCGAGUAUGCCUGGAGGACUGAUGCCGCAAACAAGGACGGCGUCCUCAAGUAUUCAAAGCUAUACCUAGCAGGCCGAAAUGUCUCAAGCACCAUGAGAUACGCGCGGAGCAUGCUGGAAUGGAUGGACAACAAUAUUGUUCAGGAGUUUGAGGCCUUCGCAGAGGGGCAGCGAAAGGUCAACGGAGGUAGUGAGAAGAAAGAGGGAGCUCCCUUUGAUUUCAAGUACUUGCGAUUGCUGGAACGAAAAGCCCAAAUUACGAAGCUUUUGAGUCAAAAUAUUGAGAAUGGGGAAAUGCAGGGACGUGUGAUCCUCGCCAGUGAUGUUAGCAUGGAUUGGGGAUUCUCCAAGGAUUUGGUAAAGGGUCUGGCCAAGGACUCUCGAAAUCUGGUCAUCUUAACAGAGCGACCCAACUUAGCCAAGGAUGAUGCUCCCUCCAUUUCCAGGACAUUGUGGGAAUGGUGGAGAGAAAGAAGAGAUGGCAUUUCCACAGAGCAGGCCAGCAGCGGAGAUAGCCUGGAAAUGGUCUACAGCGGCGGUCGUGAAUUACAAGUUCGUGAAGCUCGCCGUGAACCUCUGGAAGGAGACGAUCUCGCCAUCUAUCAACAAUGGUUGGCAACUCAGAGACAGCUGCAGGCAACGCAGCAGGCCGGUGGAGCAGGUGCGCUGGAAGCAUCUGCUGAUGUUGUUGAUGAUGCCUCAUCCGAAUCAUCAUCCGACUCCGAAGACGAAGGUGAACAACAGGGUAAAGCGCUUAAUGUGUCUGCUACAAUGGGCCAAGCGGGGCGUAAGAACGUGGUUCUCAAAGAUGAGGACCUAGGUAUCAAUAUUUUGAUCAAGAAAAAGACGGUCUUCGAUUUCGACACACGUGGUAAAAGGGGCAGAGAACGCUCGUUCCCCAUGGCCAUUAGAAGGAAGAGGAACGACGACUUUGGCGAGCUGAUUCGCCCAGAAGAUUAUCUUCGAGCGGAAGAAAAGGAAGACGAGGCUCUUGACAAUGCCCAAAUCGCCGCUGAAGACGACAAGCUCGGCAAGAAGCGCAAGUGGGAUGAUGUCGCCAAGCAGGCAGCCGGUGCCAACAAACGCCCCAACACGAACCGAGCAGUCGCAGCAGAUGAUGCCGAUGCCAUGGACCUAGCCGACGGGGCCGCCACGGACGAAUUGGACUCGGUCGAGGAUACCGAGCCGGAGGAACCCAACGGCCCAUGCAAGCUGGUGUACACGACAGAAACAGUGGCAGUCAACCUACGGAUUGCCAUGAUAGACUUUAGCGGACUGCACGACAAGCGAAGUCUAAACAUGCUGAUCCCCUUAAUCCAGCCACGAAAGCUGAUUCUCGUGGGAGGCAAUCGAGAAGAGACUACAGCCCUCGCGGCAGACUGUCGAGCCGCGCUGGCGUCCGACGGAGACCGCUCCGUCGAUGUGUUUACACCAGAAGUCGGCACGUGGGUAGACGCCAGCAUGGACACAAACGCCUGGGUGGUGAAGCUCGCCGACCCUCUGGUGAAGAAGCUCAAGUGGCAAAACGUCCGCGGUCUCGGCAUCGUCACCAUCACAGGCCAACUCCUCGCCUCGGCCCUGGCCCAGGAAGCAGACGGGCAGACGCACGACGACGUCGCCAACAAGAGGCAAAAGACGGAGCCGCCAACAUCCACCGCCGUUGCGCUCACCAACGCAGCCGACACGGCCUCGAUGCCCACUCUGGACGUCCUGCCCGUGAAUCUCAUCUCCGCCGCCCGAUCAGCCGCCCAGUCCCUCCACGUCGGCGACCUGCGCCUUGCCGAUCUACGCCGCGCAAUGCAAGGGGCGGGCCACUCGGCUGAAUUCCGUGGCGAGGGCACGCUCGUCGUCGAUGGCUCAGUGGCAGUCCGCAAGACGGCCGAAGGACGCAUCGACGUGGAGAGCGUAGGUCUACCGCUCGGCGGCAAAAGGAGCACGCUGUACGAGGUGAAGAGGGCGAUUUACGAUAAUCUGGCCGUCGUGGCUGGUGCAUAA